AUGGCAAAUAAUAACGUUAACUCGGACUACUUUCCAUUCGACACGAGACUGCUAAACGAAAGUAUUUACGAAGUGUUUCGUAUAACAAAGAAUGUGACGGCUGAACUGGUCAAACUGCAAGACGUGAUAGCUGGUCAAAUCAUUGAUAUGCAUACGAUAUGGUAUUUCUUCAUCUCAGUAAUUCUUGUUUAUCUGUUAACAUCGUUUCCUCGAGUACUCGGAGCUCGCAUCAAAGUGUACUGCAUCCUCGUCGCCAACGCUGCAAUUGAACUUGCGAUAACGUUAAAUUUAGAAUUCCCGUCAGACGUGUACGUACUACAGCGGAGUAUAUGGUUGACCAGACAGUGUUGCUGGACAAUGGCCGUCUUCUGUUUAGCCUGGGAUGCCAUUAACUACGAUGACAAUGGCGAUAGCCAGCACAAAGACGCAGGUCACUGUGUCAUGGAGGAUGCGUCAAUCUGCAAAUCUAUACCGGGUGUAUUCAUCCCAGAAGAGAAGAUUUCAAACGUUAUGAAGGUUUCGGAUAAACAGCGUAGUCAAGGAACAACGAUGACACAUGACAGAAGUCAAGGGGACAAGAAUGAAUUGAUGGAUGUGUUAAUAAAUACGGUGAAAGAGUUGCGUAAAGAAAACACUCAUUUAAAGGAAAAAAUGCGAUUAUUGGAAAAAAGGAACAGUAGGCAUGUCCCGACGUCACAACCGGCGAGUGGACCCCAAGAUCUUAAAGCGGAAGGGUCAUCACCUGCGCACGCGCGGGAUUUCAGUCCCAAGCGAUGAUAACAACACACGCUAAAAACGCAAAGGCUUAUGCGUAGACGCAAGUUUGUAAACAAUGACACCC
This is a messenger RNA of Saccoglossus kowalevskii, 841 nucleotides long. RefSeq lists its product as uncharacterized. The record is from RefSeq and is a predicted model, not a curated record. Lineage: Eukaryota; Metazoa; Hemichordata; Enteropneusta; Harrimaniidae.